Molecule: messenger RNA, 6224 nt
Organism: Lytechinus pictus (painted urchin)
Lineage: Eukaryota; Metazoa; Echinodermata; Echinoidea; Temnopleuroida; Toxopneustidae
Product: bifunctional UDP-N-acetylglucosamine 2-epimerase/N-acetylmannosamine kinase-like
Exons: 12
Coding region: 55-2265 (736 amino acids)
Biological process (GO): UDP-N-acetylglucosamine metabolic process
Molecular function (GO): N-acylmannosamine kinase activity; UDP-N-acetylglucosamine 2-epimerase activity; hydrolase activity, hydrolyzing O-glycosyl compounds
Source: RefSeq, a predicted model, not a curated record
GCCUACAACCGUUUUCUUCUAAACGAGCAGUACCAACGCAAACUUUCCGGUACCAUGGCGACCAUGAAUGGCACAGGCAUCCAUGCCAACGGUGACAGCGACAUUGUGGAGAGGAGGAAGCUGCGGGUCUGUGUCUCGACCACCAACCGAGCAGAUUAUUCCAAGCUCGGUAACAUCAUGCAAUCCAUUAAAGAAGACGAAGACCUUGAGUUAUCGACCAUUGUCUUAGGAUGCCAUCUCAUCGAUGAUUAUGGAUCUACCUAUCGAUUGAUUGAGAAAGAUGGCUUCACGAUUGACAGUCGGCUCCACACCAUCGUCAGAGGGGAAGACGAAGCCGCUAUGGUGGAAUCGGUGGGUCUCGCCAUGGUCAAGCUCCCCGACAUCAUGCUCCGCCUUAAACCCGACGUCGUCAUCGUUCACGGGGACCGAUUUGACGUUCUCUCGUUAGCCGCCUGCGCCGCUCUCAUGAACAUUCGCAUUGUCCACGUGGAAGGUGGAGAGGUUAGCGGCACAAUAGAUGAUAGCAUCAGACAUACUAUCUCAAAGCUUGCGCACUAUCACGUGUGUUGUACUGAGCGUGCUCACAAGCGUCUGUUGGCAAUGUGCGAGGAUAACGAUAGGAUACUGCUGGCAGGAUGUCCGUCGUACGACAGGUUAUUAAGUGCAGAUGUGAAAAACUGUCAGCACAUAUUAGACAAAUGGCUGAAGGGUAAGGGCAAGCCCAAAGAAUACAUCGUAGCCGUACAGCAUCCCGUGACCACAAAUAUUGUUGACUCUCUAAAGAUGUACAGUCUUAUGGUUGACGCCUUGAUGGAAUUUAAUAAGCGUGUCCUCAUGCUGUUCCCAAACAUUGACGCAGGAAGCAAAGACAUCGUCCGCAUCAUGCGGCAGAAGGGAGUGGAGACCAACCCCAUGUUCUAUCCUGUCAAGCAUAUACCGUUUGAAGAAUUCAUCAUCUUAGUGGCCAAUGCAGGGUGCAUGAUCGGGAACAGCAGUGCGGGAGUCAGAGAAGCCGGAGCGUUUGGUACACCGGUAGUCAACCUUGGAUCAAGGCAAACAGGGAGAGAGACAGGUGAAAAUGUGUUACACUGUCGAGAUGCGGAUACCAAAGAAAAGAUACACCAUGCUCUAGAAAUCCAAUACCAAAGACACUUCCCUCCAUCUUACAUCUAUGGGGAUGGGCAUGCUGUACCAAGAAUCAUCAAGUUUUUAAAAUCAAUCAAAAAGGAUGAAGCCAUCCAGAAACAGUUCAUCUUCCCACCCAUGCCAGAGAGCCCCAGCAUAGACAUCGAUCACAUCCUAGAGACGCAGAGCGCCCUCGCUGUUGAUAUGGGAGGAACGCAGCUCCGGGUGGCUUUGAUAGCUGCAGAUGGCGAAGUUAAAUUGAGGAAAUCAAAGUUAACUCCCCACACAACCAAUGAGGAAAGAAUAAAAGCACUUCUGGAGCUUCUCUUAGAAGCUAUGCAGGAGAGUUAUGCCCUUAACUGUAGAGUUCUGGGUGUCGGCAUCAGUACUGGAGGCAGGGUCAAUUCUAAGGAAGGACUUGUCAUGCAUUCAACAAAAGCCAUAGCAGGAUGGGACGAGAUUGAUCUCAGAACACCAAUAGAAACUACCCUUCACCUCCCCGUCUGGGUGGAUAAUGAUGGUAACUGUGCCGCACUGGGAGAGAGAAAGUUUGGACUGGGCAAAGGGGUUAAAGAUUUCAUCACCAUAGCAACGGGAACAGGUAUCGGCGGAGGAAUAGUCUUAGACAAGCAUCUGAUCCAUGGCACUAACUUCUGCGCUGCUGAGCUUGGCCAUAUGAAGGUAUCCCUGGAUGGCCCUGCCUGCCAGUGUGGAAGCCAUGGGUGUGUGGAGGCUUACAGCUCAGGCAUGGCUCUGCAGAGAGAAGCCAUCAAGCUGCAUGAAGCUGGAGCACUUCUUGUAGAUGGCAUGAUUCUAGAGAAGGGCGAGGAGAUCACUGCUAAACAUCUCAUCCAAGCUUCCAACCAUGGAAAUCUAAAAGCUAAGAAGACACUGGAGACAGGUGCCCAAGCCCUUGGGAUAGCCAUCACAUCCCUUCUCCACGUCUUGAACCCAAGCCUUGUCAUCCUGUGCGGUGUCCUGUCCAGCGUGUACCUGGAACCCGUCAAGAAAGCGGUAACCUCCCACAGUCUCCCCUCGGCAAUGUCCGAUGUGGAAAUCGUCAGUUCACACCUGACGGAUUCGGCCCUGCUCGGUGCCGCAAGCCUGGUGUUGGAAUACGCCACAAGGAGAACGUAUUGAUGUGAAAAAGCCUUGGACAUAGAACACUUGGCUGCAUUUGCAUAGCACUUAUUCAAUUUAUUACAUCUAUCUCUGCAAUGCUAUCAGCGUGAAUGAUUCAAAAAGAAAUGUACUACAUGUAUGAGAAUGUAUGAAUGUUAUGAAUUUUUAUUGGUGUAUAUUGCUUGCUUGAUAUGAGAAUCCUUUUAUAUCUUGUGCGAUCCGGGCCAGUUUUCCAGAGACUUAGGUAUAACCAUCUUUAGUGAGAUUUAACCCAACAAUUGAAGGUAAUCGUCAGCACCUUUGGAGUUUGUGUUGCUGACGACUAUACCUUAACCCAACGUACAAUCCCACCACAUUAUCUUCUUGUUUCGGGAGUAUUUGCAAUAUUAAAAAGUCAAGACAAUUUUGAAGACUGAGGCCCGUAUUCUGAAGUCAGGUUUAACUUAGACCGUGGUCUAACUCUGUGCUAAAAUUAUGGGAAGCCAAAAGUAUCAACAUUUUUAUUAAGUUGUAUGUUUAUUAUGUUUACUGUGCUCUUUCCUGAUUCAUCGAUGGUGAAGACAAUCAUCUAUUUAUACUUCCUAGACAAUUAUGAAUAAUUUGAGAGCCAAAUGAUAUCUCUACUGUUAGAGAUUUAUGUAACAAUUGGCUAUCCAUACUUCAACCACAGCUUUAAAACUGAGUUUAAGUUAAACCCGGCUUCAGAAUACGGGCCUGAGGGUUCAAAGCUCAGUGCAUAAAAAUUGUAUUAAUAAUUACCAUCAUUGCUCAACAACCAAUCAAAUCAGUUUCUUGGCUAGCUACCAUUUGAUGGCAAAGUAAAUAUUGAUGGUAAUUUUGACGCAAUGAAUCCAUAGACAGUAAAGAAAACCUUUUACUAUAUUUCAUCCUCACAAGAGGUGAGUCAUAGUUGUUAAUGAAAUUUGAUGUCGGUCCAGGGGCCCACUUUACACGAAUUGGGAUUAAUUCAAAAUGGAAUUCAAUUUGAUUUGAGAUCAAUCUGUAUGAGUCUGAUUUAAAUCAAUUGCACCUCUUUAAGAGAGCCCAUCAAUAAUUCCCUGUUUUUAGUGAAAUCCCACCCUGAAACAUCGAUGAUUAUUUCUGCAAUAUCCAUUCUUGGUUUUCCCCACAAUUAUAUUUGUUUCUUGCUCUUAUACUGUUGUGAAAAUCAUGAACGGAAUAUUUACAUCGAUCAAAAUGGAAGUGUUUGUACGAAUUUUAUUUAAUUUCAUCAAUAUGCUUGUGACAAUAUGAUAAACUUUCAUUUAAAAGACAACUUUUUUUUAAAGAAGAAUCUUAAUUUGGUCAGAUUGUGAGAGUUUUAUGUUAUGUGAACAUAUUUUUGAUAGAUAGAAAUAAAAUACUUUUCCAAUGAUUUUUUUUACAAGAUCACAAGAAGAAGGAAAGGAAGAAAAAGACAAACACAUAGUAGCACAAUUAUCACUUGUUACUUGUAUUUUCUUUCUUUAAAAGAAAUGAAAAAUUUGUUACUAAUUCAUUAGCUUUCAUAUUUUUAAUAUGAUUUUAAUCUAAAUAAUUUACAUAAAUCUGACAAUUGGUUCAUUUUGGUUCAUUAUUAGUCAUACACCUUUGGGAACAAAGGCAUGAUUUGAAAUUGUUGCGUCCUUCAAUGGUAAACACAAGUUUGAAAAUUAGGAUUUUUCUUUUUAAUUUCUGAUACUGUUGAAACAGUAGAAUUGAACUGUGCUGUGUAUCAUUUUAAUGGAGUAAACUGUGACGUUGUUAGUAAGUUCUUCCACUUGCAUUUGACUUGUGUUGGCUAAUAGUGCCGUCUGGCCGUGGCUUACAAUAAGAUCAACAUUUACUAUUUCUAGCUCUAGUUCAAGAUGGCUAGCUAAACAUUGAUUUGUAAUAUCAAUGAAUUCGGUAGUGCCAUAGAAAGUACACUUAUUCUAAUGAUUGACUUUUUCUAGCUCUAGCCAAAGACAGCUAGCUACCGGUAAAGAUUGAUUCAUAGUAUCGAUGAAUUCAAAGGUGCCAUAUCUAGAAAGAACAUUUAUUCUAAUGAUGAACAAUUUUUAGCUCUAGCCAAAGACUGCUAGCUUAACAUUGAUUUGUAAUAUAAAUGAAUUGAAAGGUGCCAUAGAAUGUUGACUUAUUCUAAUGAUGACAAUCUUGUAUAAUUAUGUUAACACAAAGCAUUUAAGAUGAAGUAUUAACAUUGCUCAUUGUCACAAUAGUUGAACUGAAAUGUAGUGCUAUGAUAUCAGUCUAAUGGGGUGUUGCAAGAAACCAGAAGCAGUCUAAUUUGAGAUGAAUUUGGAGAGCUUCAUGGAGUGAAGAUUUUAAACAAGCAACGCCCUCAUUCUGAAGUCCACUCUAAAUGAUCUUACUACAGACAGGAGCAGCUCUGAAUUCAGUUCUGAUAAUCAACCUGUCCAUAAAAAAAUAAUAAUAUAGGAAAUAAUGCAAGCCCAUAACUAUACAUACAUGUAGCUUGGGUUAGUUCAAAUUUUGUCCUUUCAGUGCAAAAACGCCCUUAGCAAAACAUUUUUGUGCACCCCAUUGGUGCAGAAAUGCCCCUAUGCCUGCUGGUAAGGGCGUUGUUUGCACCGACAUGAUGAUAUGAUAGAGGGAAAGUGGCUUACUCCUGAGACCAUAGUAAUUGGCAAUUUGCCAUGAUGUAAUCUAAAAAAGUGUGAACUGAUUGUUUUUCCCCAAAUAAAUGAAUCAUGGAAAUUAAAAUAUGCAAUAAAUUAAAUCAAUGAAAGCAAAAUACACACUUUCAUACAGUACACCUUGGAUGAGCACAACAACCGCCCCCUCCCCUCCCCCCCCCCCAUCAAUGGGAUGUCUUCAUUGCUGAGAAGUCCAGUCAAGAUAGAGAUUUGUGUUUGCCUUUUUUUCAUUUUGCAUUAUCCUUUGGUCAAUGUGUACAGAUUUCACCCCCAUCCGCAUUACAAUCAUGGUGAAUUAUUAAUAAUAAUACAGUUUACAUGUAACCUACCAUUCAAGAGUUGAUAAAAUGAAUCAAUCAGCUGGUUGCAAGAACACACAUGGUAGCAGACACAGUUAUGGUGGUUCGGUUUAUUCCAGACUUCCUUGUCAUAACUGUAGUAAGCAAUUAAAAGCAAAAAGCAAAGAGAUAAAACAUGUUCAUGAAAUUAAUAUACAAGUUAAGCUCAGUUGCCAGUGUGUUAAUCAUUAUAGUAGUCCCAGGGUGUUUUGAUUAAAGUCACUUCUGUCCUGGGGAGGGGUACUAUGGUUCCUCAGCUAUGGGCGGCGCAAUAAAAAAAUUAUGAAUCAUACCUUUUGCUUUAAUUUACUAAAAAAAGCUUGUAAUAGAAUGCUAAACUUUGGUGUACAUAUUCCUUUCUAGAGCAUUCCUAACAACUUUACUUUAAAAAAUCUGGUAUAAAAAAAAAUCCUUUCAUGUUUUUUUUUAAAUAUUUUUUCUUAACUUCUUAAAUGUAUUUUUUUUGGGGUUAUUUUCAAGACAAAGUUCAUCAGUGACAUUAAAUUACUAUUGUCAAUAAAAAAAAUUACCCAUUUAACUUUUUACAUGUAAUCAUGUUUUUGUCUGACAUGUACUUAAACAAACACAAUGUUGCAAAAUUUCCUGACCCUGUACCUGGGAAUUGCAAAUUUGGUCUCAAAAGUUGCGCGAGACUUGAAAGUAAAACGCCAGUCAGUGGUGCGGUAAUAAAAUUUUGAGUGGCAGAUUUAUUCUGAAAAAUGUGAAGGGGGACCAUAUGCCCCCCCCCCCCGAGUAUUGUGCUUGAUGUAAAAGGAUGUAAAAAAAAAAUCAUGAUUAUGCAUUCAAUAUUAAUAAAAUGAUAAUGAUGCACCAUAUGAGACACCCUUUUACUGUAAGCACCUGGAAAAGCAUUGUAAUCAUCCAUUAAACAAUUUAAAGUGAAAAAAAAUCUGUCAUCUAUAUAGCACCUCAUGUGCUUGCAUAAAAAUCAAGUUAAGACUAGAGUCAGUUAAAUAGUAGCCCGGGGGGGGGGGGGGGG